AUGGAUUCAUUCGAGAUCGAUAGCAUCAAAGUCGAGAAGGCCAACGCCAUCCUGAGGUACCGCCAGCUUAGGAAGAUCACCAAUCUGUUCCGGGUGAUCGAGGUAUGCCUUGUUCUGAUCCUGGUCUCCAAAUUUUCCUUUCAAUUGCCGUUUGCCAUCAAGGUCUCCGGCGAGUACUUCCGGGAUUUGUCCGUCACCCUCAUCAGUCCGCGCUUUGUGUUUGUGGUCGGUAACGCCAUUAUCAUCAUUCUCUUUGCGAAAUCCGGGCAGUUCUCCGGCCAAAACCAAGCUGAGAAGUACGAUGAAACCCAUCUUUACAAUGAAAUUGUGGAGAAGAGUGAAAAAGGCAGGAUGGAAAUUAGCACAAGUACUGAGGAGACUGUAGUCAUGGUGGAUACUUAUACUACUCAUGAGGCAAAGGUUUAUCGGAGAACUCAAUCGGAGAAUCCCAUCAAAGACAAUUCCGAUAAAAUUUGCCGGGAAUUGAGGCGGUCAGUGACGGAAAAAUGCAGGAAAAACACUGAUUCUUGUGAGAAAAAUUACUCUGAAGAUGACAUGAGUAAUGAGGAGUUUCGCCGGGCAGUAGAGGCAUUCAUCGCUAGGCAGCAGAGGUUCCGAAGGGAAGAAGAAUCCAUGGCUGUUGUUCUUUAG
Messenger RNA from Vitis vinifera (wine grape), 651 nucleotides. RefSeq lists its product as uncharacterized. Lineage: Eukaryota; Viridiplantae; Streptophyta; Magnoliopsida; Vitales; Vitaceae. Bases 1 to 651 code for a protein of 216 amino acids. The transcript has a single exon. The record is from RefSeq and is a predicted model, not a curated record.